Messenger RNA from Westerdykella ornata, 973 nucleotides. RefSeq lists its product as uncharacterized. The coding region runs from base 269 to 829 and encodes 186 amino acids. NCBI's taxonomy places the organism in Eukaryota, Fungi, Ascomycota, Dothideomycetes, Pleosporales, Sporormiaceae. The record is from RefSeq and is a predicted model, not a curated record. The transcript is spliced from 2 exons.
UCACAUUUUUGAUUGUCUUCUUACCCUACCUUCUUCGGAUCUUUAUAGACGGUGGAAAGCUCCUAGUUAGCUCGAAAUCGUACUUGUUAACGCCAACUUAAGUACUACAUAAGAAGGUUUUAUUGUCACGCGUGAGGGGCACAACCCCGGAGCUUACUUAUGACCGCGGUGGUAAGCCCAUCAAUUCGGCCUUUUUAAACCUGAAACUUCUAUAUAAAGGCUUGUUGAAUUCGCUAUCAUCUGUCGUACUUCAAUUCACGCAUCAACUAUGUUGGACGCUAAGUCUUUGGUCUACGUACUUCCACUCACUCUCCUAUCCCCAAUCGCUCUCAAUUACGGGAAGCGAUCAGGACAUUCACUAUUCCCUCUACAAAGACCUUCAGAAGCACCACGAGCCGUCGACCAAGGUUUGCUAUCGGCCUGUGCGGCGCACCCAGCUCUGUCCGUCGUCACAGUCUGGCCCACGGCUACAACAUCCGCCUCCGCAGAUCCGGUCCUUGCCACGAAUGAGCCGUCUGAAGCGAAACCCGAAGUAAAGCCAAAGGUCCAAAAACCGAAAUACACCUGCCCUGAAAAUGAGGGCAGAGAGGAAAAUAUCUUCUUUUGCGUUCACUGUGGCGGUGCGAAGGAAGGAACGCCGUGGAGGAAUGAUGGUGUGCCGAAUGCAAAGUGCGUUGGGUUAUCAAACGGCAUGUGGGAAGACUGUCUCUGCUACGAAGAACCACCACAGACAGUGUUCCCGUUAGUAAGAGGAAAUAGAGGCACGAAGAAAGGGCUCAAGGAAGAAUGGACAGAGAAAAGUUUGGAUGAAGACCCUCCUAAAGCUUGAUAAUUUACGAAAUGUCCAGACCCAUAGGUAUGAGUGGGUGGCUACUGAGGGAGGAUAUGCUAUUUAGAAUCCGAAUGUAUUCGGUAAGGAGCUGUAACAGCUCCAGAUACUUCUAGAGCUAUAUAGGGGAACUUGAGUUUUGGC